Molecule: messenger RNA, 1050 nt
Organism: Rotaria sordida
Lineage: Eukaryota; Metazoa; Rotifera; Eurotatoria; Philodinida; Philodinidae
Source: the annotation of a GenBank genome assembly
AUGUUUGCAGGAUAUUUUGGUCGUCGCCGAUUCAAAAGUAUAUUAGCAGUAUUUCUUGGUUUUCUAGUCUUGAUAGCACUUCUUUAUAAAACACCAAAACAAGAACAUCAAUUAUAUACAGAAUCGCCACGACCUAUUCAAAUACAGAAAACUCCAUCGCCACCGCUAGCACCAAUAAAAAAACGACCAGGUGUUAUGUCCUUGAUUGAAUUUAAAAAUUCUCCUUAUUUAGUUUUUCGAUCACUACCGACUAAUUUUAUACCCAUUAUGAUCUUAUCUAAAGCAGCUAAUAUUGAAGUACGUGAUGCUAUACGACGUACAUGGGGUUUUUAUAGAUCAUAUCGCAAUGAUACUCUACGAAUGAAAGUAUUCUUUCUUGUUGGUACUGAUGAUUUUAUGACACACCGUAUACUUACAGAACAAAAUGUUUUUGAUGAUGUCAUUCAAAUAACUGUGCCAGAUAUGUAUUCAUUUUCUGCUUAUAAAGAACUUUCUGCUAUGGCAUGGGUACGUAGUUAUCUACCGGAUGUACCAUUUUAUAUUAAAACUGAAGAUGAUGUUAUUAUUAAUAUGAAAAUAUUGGUUGAUCGACUCUUACCAAUGAUCGAAUCUAUUGCCAAUCAAAAACUUAUUGUAGGUUGGUUUGCUUCAGAAAAUGUUGUACCACGAGGUUCCUAUCAAAAAUUUAUUGAUGCUGUAAUGACACAAACAAAUGGUGAAGUACCUUAUGCAAUGAGUUUAUUAUAUGCUGUGACAGCCAUUGGUGCUGAUCGUAUGAUUGAUACAAUAAGUAAAAUUGAACACAUUGAUUAUCCAGGUGAUCCAUUUGUAACUGGUAUUCUUCGAGAUGCUGCAGAAGUUCAAAUCACUAAUUUAUCAAGAUCUCCUGAAAAUUUUAAAUAUGAAUUAGCUAAUGGAGGAUGUAAACGUGCAUUCGAGAAAAAUCACAAUUUAUUAAUGUGUACAUCAUCAUUACAUGUUGGUCCAAUUGUUUCCAUGAUGGAAUAUUUUGAAGCUUGGAAUGUGUUAAUCGGACAACCACAACCAUAG